Molecule: messenger RNA, 1030 nt
Organism: Zingiber officinale
Lineage: Eukaryota; Viridiplantae; Streptophyta; Magnoliopsida; Zingiberales; Zingiberaceae
Product: methylesterase 1-like
Exons: 3
Coding region: 152-964 (270 amino acids)
Biological process (GO): salicylic acid metabolic process; jasmonic acid metabolic process
Molecular function (GO): methyl indole-3-acetate esterase activity; methyl salicylate esterase activity; methyl jasmonate esterase activity
Source: RefSeq, a predicted model, not a curated record
UUGACGGGAGCACUAGGACGAAAGUAUUCACCUUUUGCCGUAAAGAAAGCAACACGAGAAGCACGCGAAUUGGCCCGACGCCAGCUCCUCCUCACUCCGCCUUCUAUAAAAUGGCCACCGGCAAGCUGAUUCUUCAAGGUCCCACAGCCACAUGGCAGACGCCAGAAGCAACCGCAGCCACCACAUCGUCUUCGUUCACGGCGUCUCCCACGGCGCCUGGUGCUGGUACAAGCUCAUCUCCCUUCUCCGCUCCGCCGGGCACCGAGUCACCGCGCUUGAUCUCGCCGCUUCCGGCAUCGACGAGCGCCGCUUCUCCGACCUCAGGAACUUCGCCGACUACAACCAGCCCCUGAUCGACCUCCUGGCCGCGCUACCCCAGGGCGAUCGCGUCGUCCUCGUCGGCCACAGCCUUGGGGGUCUCAACAUCGCCUUCGCCAUGGACAGGUUCCCACACAAGGUCGCCGUCGGCGUCUUCGUCACUGCCUUCUUGCCCGACACCGUUCAUCCUCCCUCGUUCGUCUAUAACAAGGUCCAUCUGGAAGAUCCGACCUUGCCGCUUUGGUUGGAUACCCAAUUCGGCACGGUCGGGGACAAGGAGAACGGCCCUCUGUCGAUGGUGUUCGGCCCCAAGUUCGUGUCCCUCCUUUACAAUCGCUCACCGCCGGAGGAUUUUGCCUUGGCCAUGACGCUUUUGAGGCCGUCUUCCCUGUUCGCGAAGGAACUGGAGUCGUCGUCGCCGCUCUCGGCGUCGGGGUAUGGCUCGGUGGCUAAGGUGUUCGUCGUGUGCGAGAAGGACGAGGUGCUGCAGGCGAGCUUCCAACGGUGGAUGAUCGAGAACAACCCGGUGAACGAGGUGAGGGUGAUCGAGGAGGCCGACCACAUGGCGAUGAUGUCGACGCCGGAGAAGCUGAGCCAGUUCAUCUCGGAGAUCGCCGACAAGUACGCUAGCUUCAUAAAUGAAUAAUACCAUAAAAGCAGGUGUUGCAAUCUAAAAUAAUAAAUAAAAUCACCUUUUUCUGUUUUUGUUUUA